Arvicola amphibius (Eurasian water vole) is the source of this 954-nucleotide messenger RNA. Its product is annotated as olfactory receptor 52A5-like. Gene Ontology annotation, biological process: G protein-coupled receptor signaling pathway. Gene Ontology annotation, cellular component: membrane. Lineage: Eukaryota; Metazoa; Chordata; Mammalia; Rodentia; Cricetidae. The record is from RefSeq and is a predicted model, not a curated record. Gene Ontology annotation, molecular function: G protein-coupled receptor activity; olfactory receptor activity.
AUGCCCCAUUUCAAUAGCUCCAUCUUCAGGCCCUCAAUACUGACUCUGAUUGGGAUUCCUGGCUUGGAGUCGGUGCAGUUCUGGAUUGGGAUUCCUUUCUGUGGCAUGUACAUCAUCGCUCUUUUGGGGAAUUUUCUGCUCCUAGUUGUCAUCAAAGUUGAGCGAAGCCUCCAUGAACCCAUGUACCUCUUCCUAGCAAUGCUUGGAGCAACAGACAUUGCUCUCAGUACUUGCAUCUUACCCAAAAUCUGGUUUCACCUUCCAAACAUAUACUUUGAUGCCUGCCUCUUGCAGAUGUGGCUGAUUCACACACUCCAGUGUAUUGAGUCAGGCAUUUUAUUUGCUAUGGCAAUGGACCGAUAUGUGGCAAUCUGUGAUCAGCUAAGACAUGCAUCGAUUUUAACCCAGCAACUCCUCACUCGGAUAGGAGUAGGGGUCACACUCAGAGCUGCCCCCCUUGUAGCUCCAUGUCUCAUUCUCAUCAAAUGCAGGUUGAAUUUUUACUGGACCACAGUUGUAUCCCAUUCAUACUGUGAGCACAUGGCUAUUGUCAAGCUGGCAGUAGAAGAUGUUGUGUCAAAGAUCUAUGGUCUUUUGGUGGCUUUCAGUGUACUUGGACUGGACGUAAUUUUUAUUACUCUCUCCUACAUUAGAAUAUUUAUAACUGUCUUCAAGCUGCCUCAAAAGGAAGCAAGAUGCAAAGCCUUUAACACAUGCAUUGCCCACAUUUGUGUCUUCUUGGAGUUUUAUCUCCUGGCCUUCUUCUCCUUCUUUACAUAUAGGUUUGGCUUCCACAUUCCAUCCUAUAUUCACAUUCUCCUGUCUAACCUUUACCUACUUGUCCCACCUUUGCUCAAUCCUAUUGUUUAUGGGGUGAAGACCAAACAGAUUCGAGAGCAAGUGUCCAGAAUUUUCUGUUGUAAUUCUGUUGUAAUUAUCCUUCUUGAUUUUUAG